This is a messenger RNA of Arvicanthis niloticus (Nile rat), 935 nucleotides long. Lineage: Eukaryota; Metazoa; Chordata; Mammalia; Rodentia; Muridae. The record is from RefSeq and is a predicted model, not a curated record.
UGCUGUGAAUGUAAUCAAGGAGAUAAACUGAUUACACACCAGAAUUGUAAUCAAGUAGGUAGAGCUAAUACUAGAGACACAAAGCAUGACUAUCAUCAAUGUGGUAAAACCUUUGCAUGUUCCAGUUAUCUUCAAAUACAUGAAAGAAUUCAUACUGCAGAGAAACCCUAUAAGUGUAAUCAAUGUGGUAGAGCCUUUACAUGUCACAGCACUCUUCAAAUGCACGAAAGAAUUCAUACCGGAGAGAAACCCUAUAAAUGUAAUCAAUGUGGUAAAACCUUUGCAUGUAAGAGGUAUCUCCAAGUACAUGAAAGAAUUCAUACUGGAGAGAAACCCUAUAAAUGUAGUCAGUGUGGUAAAGCCUUUGCAUGUAAUAGUUAUCUUCAAAUCCAUGAAAGAAUUCAUACUGGAGAGAAACCCUAUAAAUGUAGUCAGUGUGGUAAAGCCUUUGCAUGUAACAGCAAUCUUCAAAAGCAUGAAAGAAUUCAUACUGGAGAAAAACGGUAUAAAUGUAAACAAUGUGGUAAAGCCUUUGCAUAUAGCAGUAACCUUCAAAAGCAUGAAAGAACUCAUACUGGAGAGAAACCCUAUGAAUGUAGUCAGUGUGGUAAAGCCUUUACAUGUCACAGUACUCUUCAAAUCCAUGAAAGAAUCCAUACUGGAGAGAAACCCUAUAAAUGUAAUCAAUGUGGUAAAGCCUUUGCACGUAAAAGGUAUCUUCAUAUUCAUGAAAGAAUACAUACUGGAGAGAAACCCUAUGAAUGUAAUCAAUGUGGUAAAGCCUUUGCACAUAGCAGUAGUCUUCAAAAGCAUGAAAGAACUCACACUGGAGAGAAACUCUUUGAAUAUAAUCAAUGUGGUAUAACCUUUGCAUGUCUUAGUACUUUUCAAAAGCAUGAAAGAACUCACACUGACAAAAAUAUCCCCCAGCCAUU